Mauremys mutica (yellowpond turtle) is the source of this 1717-nucleotide messenger RNA. RefSeq names its product zinc finger protein 501-like. Gene Ontology annotation, biological process: regulation of cytokine production; negative regulation of transcription by RNA polymerase II; regulation of immune system process. The transcript has 3 exons. NCBI's taxonomy places the organism in Eukaryota, Metazoa, Chordata, Testudines, Geoemydidae. Bases 124 to 1434 code for a protein of 436 amino acids. The record is from RefSeq and is a predicted model, not a curated record.
GCGCUGCAGCGCCGCGGCCCGCGGGCGAGGCCCCUGGUAAACAGCCGAGGCCAGGCUGGAGCCGAGCGGGGUGGAGGGCGCGGGCUGCGGCCGGAGCUCGCAGGGUCCCAGUCCCAAUACCGGAUGGAGCGAGGGGAAGAGCUGCAAGUCCCAGAUCUCAGCAAAGGCGCGGACGACGAGAGCUGGCCGAGCCCCCAAACAGGUGAGAGGCUGGCGAGCGUGGCCGGGGCAGAGGAUGCUGCACCGGGAAGGGGCAGCACCAGCACUGAUGUGGAGCUGGUGGGAGGAGCGUGGCACAAAGACCCUGCUGCGGGGGCAGAGGAGGCAGUGCCAGGAGGCGGCGCCACGGUGGAGGAGGCGGUGCCGGGAGAUAGCGCCGAUGCAGAGCCGGCGCAGCACAGAGACCCCACCGUCAGGUGGCCCUUUAAAUCCGGCGAGUGUGGGAAGAGCUUCCGGCAGAGCGCCACGCUGACCAGGCACCAGCUGCUGCAUGCGAGCGAGAGGCCUUAUGUCUGCACCACCUGCAGCAAAGGCUUUUGCGACGGCGCGGCGCUGGCCGCGCACCAACGGGGGCACACGGGCGAGCGCCCCUUCCCCUGCCUGGCGUGCGGCAAGGCCUUUGCCGGCAGCUCGGCGCUGCUGGUGCACCAGCGCGUGCACACCGGCGAGCGCCCCUACCGCUGCGGGGAGUGCGGGCAGAGCUUCCGGCAGAGCGCCCACCUGGCGCAGCACCAGCAGGGCACCCACGCCGGCCCGCGCCCCCACGCCUGCGCUCAUUGCGGCAGGAGCUUCGGGCUGCGCUGCACGCUGGCGCAGCACUUGCGGACGCACCGUGUCGAGCAGCCCCACGCCUGCCCCGACUGCCCCCGCCGCUUCCGCCACCGCGCCCACCUGCUCCGGCACCGGCUGGCGCACACGGGCGAGCGCCCCUUCCCCUGCCCGGUCUGCGGCAAAGCCUUUGCCCUGAGCGCCACGUUGCUGCGGCACCAGCUGGUGCACACGGGCGAGCGGCCCCACCGCUGUGAGGAGUGCGGGCGCAGCUACACGCAGAGCUCCUACCUGCGCCAGCACCAGCGCAGUGCCCACGCUGGCCAGCGCCCCCACACCUGCCCUGACUGCGGCCAGGCCUUCGCCGACCGCACCAACCUCCUGCGGCACCAGCGGGGCCACACGGCCGCCCGGCCCCACCCCUGCGCUGAGUGCGGGCGGCGCUUUGCCCAGCUGGCCAGUCUGGUGGAGCACCGCCGGCGGCACACGGGCGAGAAACCCCACGCGUGCCCCCGCUGCGGGCGCUGCUUCCGCCACCACUCGGCCCUGCUCCGCCACCAGCGCGCCCAUGCCGGGGAGCGCCCCUUCCGCUGCGCGCAGUGCGGCCGUGGCUUCACCCGCAGCUCCAACCUCCUGCUGCACCAGCGGGUGCAUGCUGCUGAGUGACAUCCCAGCCUCCAGGACAGCACCGGCAUCCGGUGCCUCCCACGCCCCGCAUGCGGGGAUGGGCCUGGCCUGGCCCUGACCGGAGUCCGCACUCUUGCAUGGCCACUGCCCAGGAAUGGGGGUGGCUGGACCCGGCCGGGUACUGAGUGUGAGUGAAGCUGCUGCCAGCAGUCACGGUUUCUCCAGCCCCACGUAGCAACAUGGGGGCAGAGCUUCCUGCAGGGUAGGGCCCUGCUCAGGGGUGGAACUCAGGGAAUGGGGGCUGUGCCCAGGCAGUGCCUGA